Helobdella robusta is the source of this 600-nucleotide messenger RNA. RefSeq lists its product as hypothetical. The record is from RefSeq and is a predicted model, not a curated record. Bases 1 to 600 code for a protein of 199 amino acids. The transcript is spliced from 6 exons. Lineage: Eukaryota; Metazoa; Annelida; Clitellata; Rhynchobdellida; Glossiphoniidae.
AUGGAUCCAGAUGAUCAGUUCGGAACAAAAAAAACGAUGCUGAAAUUAGGAUUGGCCGCUGAUUACUACGCCGUCGUAUGCCCCACGAUCGCACGUCACUACAUAAAACGAGCCAGCGAACUGCACAGUUUAGCAGGUUGGAAAGAGAAACCAACAAUGAAAUUCUGCCCAAACUGUGCAACCGUCUGGAGAUGCGACAACGUAAAAAUAGCCUUCAAACCACGAAUAAAAGUUAACCAAAGAUUAAAAAAGUUACUUGAGAGAUCAGAAAGAAAUAAACCAUUGAGCAAGCUGCAAUCAAAGUAUGUCUCUUUAUACAAAGAAGGCAUGAAUAGAAUGGUCUACGAAUGUUUGGUCUGUAGCAAGAAAUCUAUUCAAAAAGUUGUAGGCAGACCAAAAAAGUCAAAACAAGUCAAACCUGGUGAGAAGAAAUUAGAACCUUCUAACCCAACGAAAAAUGGUACAAAGAAGAUGAAAAUUGACAACACCCUAGACAAAAAAGUCACAAACACAAAAAAGAAACAGGCCCCGAAGAAAAGAUCGCUUCUCGAGUGUCUCAUGAAUGACAGAUAUAAUUUUCAGCAGCUCAUUAUAAACUAA